AUGUCCAGGCAAGAAGCAGGAACUAACGCCUCUACUGGGGUCGUUGCUUCCCGGCGAAGCUCGACAGUGUCGCGCGCUCCAGAGAAGUGGCCAGGGGCGGAACAGAAUCGCUCAGGUCUCGGGGCGCGUAGGGGCGGCAGAGGUGGCGACGAGACGGACUACUCUGAUUUCCUGGGGUCCAGAGCCGCUGGUCUGGAACCGCCCAUCUGUUUUGAGUUAAAGAACCACUUUGUAGGCGUGGUGAUAGGUCCUGGUGGGUCAACAAUAAAAGAUAUCCAAAGUACAACAAGCACCAAAAUACAGAUAAUAAAAGGACCUCAAGAAUCAUUAGUCAAAAUAUUUGGCAAUAAGGCAAUGCAAACUAAAGCAAAAGCAGUGAUAGAUAAUUUUGUUAAGAAACAAGAAGAAAAAUAUUAUUCACACAGAGUUGAUAUUGUUGCAUUCCAACCUUCUGUUGGAAGAGGUCGCGGCACGGAUAACAAUGUUGCUGCAGAAGACCGGCCUUUGAUAGACUGGGAUCAGAUUAGAGAGGAAGGUUUGAAAUGGGAAAAAAAAAAGUGGGCAGACUUACCUCCUAUUGAGAAAAACUUUUACAAAGAGUCAACAACAACAAGUUCAAUGACACAAGUGGAAGUAGACAGUUGGAGGAAAGAAAAUUUUAAUAUAGUAUGUGAUGAUUUGAAAGAAGGUGAAAAGCGUCCAAUCCCUAAUCCGACCUGUGCAUUUGCAGAUGCCUUUCAAUGUUAUCCUGAAAUUAUGGAAAACAUUAAAAAGGCAGGUUUUCAAAUGCCAACACCUAUUCAAUCACAAUCUUGGCCAAUAGUUUUACAAGGAAUAGACCUUAUAGGAGUAGCCCAAACAGGAACCGGCAAGACGCUGUCUUAUUUAAUGCCUGGAUUUAUUCAUCUAGAUGGUCAACCAAAAGUUGGAGGAAAAAGGAACAGACCUGGCAUGUUAGUGCUUACACCAACUCGUGAAUUAGCUAUUCAAGUGGAAGCUGAAUGUUCUAAAUAUUCAUAUAAAGGUCUUAGGAGCGUCUGUGUAUAUGGUGGUGGAGAUAGAGACCGGCAAAUAGAAGACCUUAGAAAAGGUGUAGAUGUCAUCAUUGCAACACCUGGAAGGCUAAAUGACCUGCAGAUGAAUAACUUUGUCAACUUGAAAAGUGUAACGUACUUGGUUUUAGAUGAAGCAGACAAGAUGCUGGACAUGGGAUUUGAACCUCAGAUAAUGAAGAUUUUGUUAGAUGUGCGCCCAGACAGGCAGACUAUUAUGACGAGUGCAACUUGGCCAUAUGCUGUUAGGCGACUUGCACAGUCCUAUUUGAAAGAACCAAUGAUUGUCUACGUUGGGACAUUGGAUCUCGUUGCUGUGAGCACAGUGACACAAAACGUGAUUGUGACAACAGAAGAAGAAAAACGAGCUCAUAUCCAAACUUUUCUGGAGCAUUUGUCACCCAACGACAAAGUAAUUGUCUUUGUUUGCCGAAAAGCCGUUGCGGAUCAUUUAUCAAGUGACUUGAUUCUCCGACAUAUAUCAGUGGAAUCUUUGCAUGGUAAUAGAGAACAGAGGGACCGGGAAAAAGCAUUAGAGGAUUUUAAAACAGGAAAAGUAAGAAUAUUAAUCGCCACUGACUUAGCAUCUCGAGGUCUGGAUGUUCAUGACAUUACCCAUGUCUAUAAUUAUGACUUCCCACGGAACAUCGAGGAAUACGUUCACCGAAUAGGGCGCACUGGAAGAGCAGGGAGAACUGGAGUUGCAAUUACCCUUGUAACUAGAAAUGAUUGGAGAGUUGCCACUGAAUUGAUUGAUAUUCUGGAAAGAGCAAAUCAGAGUAUCCCGGAGGAGCUUAAAGCAAUGUCAGAGAGAUAUAAAGCACAUCAGUUGAAAAAACAAACGGAAAGAAAAAUGGGAAGACCUCAAGGAAAGCCCAAGAAGUUUUAUUAA
This is a messenger RNA of Otolemur garnettii (small-eared galago), 1944 nucleotides long. RefSeq names its product DEAD-box helicase 43 (gene DDX43). The record is from RefSeq and is a predicted model, not a curated record. The transcript is spliced from 16 exons. Gene Ontology annotation, molecular function: RNA binding; ATP binding; RNA helicase activity. Lineage: Eukaryota; Metazoa; Chordata; Mammalia; Primates; Galagidae. Bases 1 to 1944 code for a protein of 647 amino acids.